GUUGCUGAGUCCUGGGAACUGGUCUGAGUGAGGCGACGUUGCUGAGAUUGCCGCACCACAACCUAAUUAACCCAAUUAACCUAACCCAGCUGAUCCAAUCAAAUCCCUAAAAAUAUUGAAAGUUACUUCAGUGUAGCUUCCGGGGACCUGGGACGCCCGCACACAGCAUUACAUUAAAUUCUUCACUAGUAAAUCAGAUAAAAUACUGAUGUCUCUUUGGAGAUGCAUCUCACCAGCUUCGUCUCUCGCGGUUCGGUCAGAUUUGUAAAAAAAAAGAAAAAUAAAAAAAUAGUGAUUCAUGGAUAAACACGUAAAGAAAACACUGAAAUAAAGACAAACAUUGACGUAGAAGACAGUAAAGCGAACGUUGCGGAAAUCAAGAAAAUGGAAUGAAAUGAAGAAUUUAAAGGAGGCUGAAGCCUACGUGAAAUGAAACACGAAAUAAUAGAUGAAAUCAUGGGAUAUAGGCAACACAGACUAAUUAGACAGACUCGCUAAAUAAUUUCGGUAAUAAUGGGUAAGAAACAGUCCUGAGACAGACUAAUGACUACACUUUACCUGUUGUUACAUCGGUAAGUGGCAGGAAUGGCGUCUCUUAAUGAGAAGCAGGACGCUUCCAAGAGGUGCUUGAAGCAGGGGAAAGCAGGUGACAUCUGUGGGCCGGGCAGCAGUGGCCACCCGGGAGGUAGGGGUGACCAUCCGGGACACCUGGACAACUUAGGCCACGGGACCACACCUCCGGACCACCAGAAGACGGCAGUGUCGAAGGCAGCGGGGGAUGCCACAAGUGAGUCUUCAGGACAGAGAGAACGGCUGAGUGUCAGCCAUACGGUAGAAACAGCGGUGCAGCCGGAUAGGAAAGAGAGUUUUUCUGAGAGCUCAAGAAAGGCCGGACCCUCAGAAGGGGGACAAGCAGUAAACUCCUCCUCCGAAGAAGAAGACGAGAGGAUAGACUUCUCAGGACUCCAGGAAAAAGCAGGAAGAACUAGGAGGAAGCGGAGCUUCCUUGAACACGAGGAACGUGUAACAUUCUUGGGAUACCGGAAGAAAGAGGAAAAUGUGGAACCCACCAGCACCACAGCUGCCAGCAGCAGGGCGGACACCCCGCAGGGCGAGUGGGCGGGGUGGGCUGACGCUCGCCAGUGGGCGGGGUCAGCAGAGGGCGAGGACUGGGAGGGGAGGAGUGAGGGACCAGGGUGGGCUGAGCUCAGCGGCGCUGUACUCAAGGAACUGUGGAAUGACGCCAGAGAUUACCUGGAGGCUGCCAGACAUCCUCAGCAGCAUGGUGGUGACGCGGAUAGCUGGCGCAGCAGUGGUGGACUUGGUCCUGGACGUCCUCAACCCCACCAGGAGGACACUGCUAUAUUCUUCAGGGACGGACGCCGCAGGAUCGACUAUGUGCUUGUGUACGAGGACUCUGGAGGCGCGAGUCGCAGGGGCUGCGAGGAACGCGAUAAAACCCUCAACAGGACACAAUCCACCAGCGAGAAGAGAGCCUUGAAGCACGAGUCUUGGAGAGAAAGGUUCAUGAUGAGUUAUGUUGUAUUCUUGCUGCACCAACAGGAGACAGAGGAGACGGGGAAGAAAGUGAUCUGCUUCAUCAAGGUCAGCGCUCCCUGGCCAGUCCUCUGUCACUACGCUGAGGAACUCAACAUGAGAGCUCCCCUCCAGGUACGACAGGCUGGGAUGCUACACAAGCUGCUGAGAGCCCACCACCCCAGCAGCACCGCUCACAAUAACCCCUCCACUAACUGGUCUGAGGUCAUCCUUGAGCGGAUACACCUGCCCAACUUGAUGGCUGAGGACGUGCCCAACAAGCCCCUCGACUACUUCACCUGCGCCUUCAAAAAAUCCAAGAUCAACAGAAAACUCAUAACCAAGUUCUUAGGGAGUGACAACCCUGACCAGUACUUCACCAAUACACAGCGAUCCAGGAUCGUCCACGAGAUCCUCUCCACGGCACCGUUUGGCAAAAGGAAGAAAGGGGAGAUAGGCUUCGAGAGGCUGGUGGAGGAAGGAGUGUACAGUGCCGCCUUCCCACUCCAUGAUGGUGCAUACGAGUACCCAGUGGGUUGCCGUGACCCAACACAGCUCAACCCUCGUCAGGUGUUAUACCAUUACUGGGCACGGUGGGGCAAGUGGUACAAGUACCAGCCCCUCGACCACAUCAGGGAGUACUUCGGUGAGAAGAUCGGCAUCUACUUUGCCUGGCUGGGUUUGUACACUGGCUGGUUAUUACCAGCAGCGUUAGUGGGUCUUCUGGUGUUUCUCUACGGUGUUCUGACCAUCAAUCAGAACACUCCAGCCAACGAGAUCUGUAACCAGCGCGGAGUGUUCAAGAUGUGUCCGCUGUGCAACGAGACGCUGGGCUGUGCUUUCUGGGACCUCAAUGACAUCUGCGUUAACGCCAGAAUCUCCUAUCUCUUCGACCACCCUGGCACCGUCUUCUACGCUAUAUUCGUCUCGUUCUGGGCUGUGUCGUUCCUGGAAUACUGGAAGAGGAAGAGCGCGUCACUGGCGCACCACUGGGAUUGUCUGGACUUCCAGGAGGAGGAGGAGCGGCCUCGCCCAGAGUUCGCAGCCAAGGCUCCCUGUCAGGAGAGGAACCCUAUUACUGGAGUCCGUGAACCAUCCUUCCCUAAGUCCAUCAGAACUAAGAGAAUCAUGGCUGGUGUUGGCCUAAUUUUUAUUAUGAUGAGUUUAGUGAUCAUCUUCAUCGUGGCUGUGAUCAUCUACCGGGUGUUGGUGUCUAUACCGCUCUUCCGCAACGACACGCUCAGAGCACAGGCACAAGCCAUCUCCUCUCUGUCAGGAGCCGUAGUCAACUUCAUAAUCAUCAUGUGUAUGGGCCGAGUCUAUGAGAAGCUGGCACACAGACUCACCACCUGGGAGAUGCACAGGACGCAGUCAGAGUUCGAGGACAACCUCACCUUCAAGGUCUUCAUCUUCCAGUUCGUCAACUUCUAUUCCUCCAUUUUCUACAUCGCUUUCUUCAAGGGUCGUUUCGUCGGGUACCCGGGUCACUACCACCACAUUCUUGGUCUCAGAAAUGAAGACUGUUCAGCUGGUGGUUGUCUGAUUGAGCUGGCACAACAGUUGGCUGUCAUUAUGAUUGGCAAACAAGUUGUCAAUAAUGCCCAGGAGAUCCUCGUUCCCAAGGCCAAGGCUUGGUGGCACAAGAAACAGGUGAAGAUGACCCACAAAGCCAGGACGAGGUGGGAGGCUGAUUACCAGCUCAUUGAUAACGAAGGUCUUUUCCAGGAGUACCUGGAAAUGGUGCUGCAGUUUGGGUUUAUCACCAUCUUCGUGGCCGCCUUUCCAUUAGCUCCACUCUUUGCUCUUCUAAACAACUGGGUGGAGAUACGGCUGGAUGCGCAGAAGUUUGUGUGUGAAACCAGGCGGGCAGUGUCUGAGCGAGCACAGAACAUUGGCAUCUGGUUCACCAUUCUCGACUUUAUGGCCCACCUGGCAGUCAUAAGCAAUGCGUUCCUGAUUGCCUUCACCUCGGAGUUCCUGCCUCGUCUACUGUACAAGUAUGAGUACGACUGGUCACUCAGAGGCUAUGUUAACUUCACUCUGGCCAAGGCUCCUAACAAUACUCUCAGUGAGGAGUGUAGGUACCGUGGUUACAGGGACUCUGAGGGAAGACACACUCUCUUCUUCUGGCGUCUGCUGGCCAUCAGACUGGGAUUUGUCAUUGUCUUUGAGCAUGUUGUGUUCGGUGUGUGUCGACUGAUAGACAUAUUGGUGCCUGAUGUUCCCCAGAGUCUGGAGAUCAAGAUGAAGAGAGAGAGGUACCUAGCUAAGCAGGCUCUGGCUGACUCUGAUACCAUCAUGAAGGUUGCCCAGGGAAAGGACGAAGAGGAUGAGGAUGUUGUUGCAGCUAAUGACAUCAACAUUGUUAUGAAUGAUGCCGACACCCCUUCAGUUGUCAUCCCUCCUCCUGUAUCCUUUCCAUCUAACGAGCCCACUCCACCUCCAAAAGAAUCUCCAACAUUCUCUAACUAUGAUUUCGAAAAUACAAGAGAUUCUCCAGUAGCAAAUCCGUACACCAAGAUGUCUCCCACCAGUCGGCCGUCAUCCGACGCCAACAGCUCCGCCACCAACACACCGUCAUCUUCAUCUUCUCACUCUAAAAAUCAAUACUCCUCUUUCAGCAACAGAAGUCCUCGUCCUUCCAAUAACAGCAGUGGCGGCACAGCGAUGCCCACAACAGAGGCACCUUCUUCCAAGAGUCUUCAAGGCUCAGUCAACAAUGAGACUCCUGCCCGUCCUCCAACAUAACAGUCCACCGCCCUCACCCGUCCUAUUGUCGUGUACAAGCAGACAGCUGUGUAAGGAGCUUGUGUACGACCAACUUGAGUUGUUCUUUGGUUGAGGCGCUCUAGUCUUGGUAGAAUCAGGAUGGUGGAGGACGAUAUGCCAAAGAGAAUUACGAACAAAUGUGAGUUGCAUGAAUAGCAAGUGUUGAGCCAUAGCACUAACACACGAGUGUGACUUCUGCAACACAAAAUUAAAAGUGUCAGACCUAAGAUCUUCAUGAACUAGUGGAGAUACAUGUUUCUAUUACAAUAAAAAUAUGUAACUUGGGUUAUCUCCAACAAGCACAAAUCUUCAGUAAUUUUAGGCUUGAAUGGAAUUUCGGCAAUUGAUCCUCCCACACAAAGAUACUUGAGUGCCUUCUUGUUGUUUCUUCUGUGUUUAUGUUUUGUAGUAACUUGACGGGUGGCGGCAGUGUUGACUCUUUAUAGUAUUGUAACUAAAUGGAACUAAUUUCAAGCCAUUAGAAAUAAAUAUAAGACUUUAAAAAACUUAGUAAAUUCCAUGUAAAGCAUGUAAAACUUUUGUCAAUAAAUUCAGAAAUUGCUAUUGAUUGUGCAAUAUUAAAGCCACACUAUCACACAAUAUGCUAAACCUCUCCAAGGGAAAAUAAGAGACACAUAAACCAUUUAAUCUAGUAUUAUCUGUUUUUUUAAUGAGAUACAUGUCAUAGGGAAAUGUAUCAGAAGUGAGAGUAAAUUAGUUCCUCCACGACCUUUUAGGUGCCAUACCUACCUACCAGCAGCAGUGGCAGCCUGGUGGUGAGCCUCAGGAAAGAGACCAGCGGUCUCUUUCCUGAGGCUCCUGUCUUCACAAUCAUAAAGCCAGGUUUUCUCUGCCCUGUACUUGUAAUUAACCAUAGGGAAUUACUCUUUGAAUUUAACAGUGAAAAAACUUAAACCUAACAAAAAUACGUCUUGGAUAUUGUUGAAUUUUCUUGGCUUAAGGUGUCAUAAACACUGAUCUAAGAAAAGUGAUACAACACUUGGGAAGAAAACUGUAAAACAGGUAAAAGAGAUCUAUAUAUUUCUUCUCGGUCAGAAACCUUCUUUAUCUUCUGAUGAGGGUCUCUGACUGAGGCUGAGAGGCACACGACUCUUAGAACUGUUAUCUGUGUUUCACUUUUCUAUUCAAGUGUUUCUCACUUUCAUCGCUUUAUUUGUUCUUCUGGUUAACGAUUAUGUUCGUAAUACAAAUGUUCUUACAAAAGAAUAACCAGCUAAGAAUAUGCACGACAUUAGUGUAAGAACCUCUGUGUGACCGAUUGCCAAUAGUUUCAUAUUAUAUGUAGACUGACAGUGCCGGAGCUAGAGCCUGAUGCAUGACAACUGCGAGUGUGCUGCAGCUGGGGUUCUGACAUGACCUCAUGUCACACAACAAAUUUGUGAUAAGCUAUUAUUUUUGUUUUCAAAGUUCUAUUCAUUAGAGUUCCUGCAGCUAGAAACACUCAGAUUAUGUGUUGGGUUGUUGAGUUGUGUGCCAUCUUCCUACAUGUAAGUCCACUCAUCAUACUAAUAUCUUCAUUAUAUCAUUGUAUCUAUAAUUAUCAUCUCGCAUUUCUCAUGAUAAUCAUCAAAUAUUUAUCAUACGCAUCAAUGGUCAGUCAUUCAACACUGAGUUACUAUGUGUUGCAGGUAGUAAAACACUGAGUUACUAUGUGUUGCAAGUAGUAAAACACUGAGCUUACUAUUUGUUGCAAGUAGUAAAACACUG
This is a messenger RNA of Cherax quadricarinatus, 6033 nucleotides long. NCBI's taxonomy places the organism in Eukaryota, Metazoa, Arthropoda, Malacostraca, Decapoda, Parastacidae. The record is from RefSeq and is a predicted model, not a curated record.